Ictidomys tridecemlineatus (thirteen-lined ground squirrel) is the source of this 1652-nucleotide messenger RNA. NCBI's taxonomy places the organism in Eukaryota, Metazoa, Chordata, Mammalia, Rodentia, Sciuridae. The record is from RefSeq and is a predicted model, not a curated record.
UCUGUCUGCAGGUCUGGCUGGGGGCCGGGCGGCGGCGGCGGCGGCGGUGGCAGCGGGAGAUGCCCGGGUGGCCCGCGGAGGUCCAUGUGGCGCUCUAGGUGGGAUGCCGGUGUCCUGAAGGCCGAGGCCCUGGCCCUCCUGCCCUGCGGCCUGGGCAUGGCGUUCUCCCAGUCCCACGUGAUGGCCGCGCGGCGGCACCAGCACAGCCGGCUCAUGGUCGAGGUGGACGAGUACAGCUCCAACCCCACGCAGGCCUUCACCUUCUACAACAUCAACCAGGGCCGCUUCCAGCCGCCCCACGUGCAGAUGGUGGACCCGGUGCCUCACGAUGCCCCCAAGCCACCCGGCUACACGCGCUUUGUCUGCGUCUCUGACACCCACUCGAGGACCGACCCCAUCCAGAUGCCCUACGGUGACGUGCUGAUCCACGCGGGGGACUUCACGGAGCUGGGGCUCCCGAGCGAGGUGAAGAAAUUCAACGAGUGGCUGGGCAGCCUGCCCUACGAGUACAAGGUGGUGGUGGCCGGCAACCACGAGCUCACCUUCGACCAGGAGUUCAUGGCCGACCUCAUCAAACAGGACUUCUACUACUUCCCGUCCGUGUCCAAGCUGAAGCCCGAGAACUACGAGAACGUGCAGUCGCUGCUGACCAACUGCAUCUACCUGCAGGAUGCCGAGGUCACCGUGCGGGGCUUCCGCAUCUACGGCUCCCCGUGGGAUCCGUGGUGGGGCUGGGGCAGCCUUAAGGCCCCUGUGGGCCAGGCUAUUUUUGAAGAAUGGAGCCUAGUUCCCAGCGGUGUACCCACCGUCACGGCCGUGUCUCCCUGCGCAGGCUUCCUGGACUGGGUCCCCAAGAAGAUGCAGCGGGUGGGCUGCGUGGAGCUGCUCAACACCGUGCAGAGGCGCGUCCAGCCGCGGCUGCACGUCUUCGGCCACAUCCAUGAAGGGUACGGUGUCAUGGCGGAUGGGACGACCACCUACGUGAACGCGUCCGUGUGCACUGUGAACUACCAGCCUGUGAACCCGCCCAUCGUCAUCGACCUACCCACGCCCCGGAACUCCUGACUGCCCCCGUCGCCCCGCUCCAGCGCACGCCCGGCCCAGCUCGGGUCCCCAGCCACGCGCCCUUGCACCAGAGCAGCCCAGACCAGCCACCUGGCCCUGGGGACCCGAGGCCUGGAAUAGAGGAAAUCACUUCACUGUCACCUCCGCCUCCUGCAGCUGGGGCCCGGUGCCGGCCCCCUCCCCUCUGCCCGUUCCUCCCUGUGCGCCAGGGACCAGCCGGGGACCGCAGGCUCACUCCCCAUCUUGCUUGGGAAAUGACCAGCUCGCCCUCCCGCCCAGCUGGACGCCCUCCUCCCAGGUCUGGGAAGCCGCUGCUCUUGGAAGGUUCUGGAAGGGCUUGCACAAAGUGUCCCUGUGCCCGAGAGUCUGGGGGCUGUGGGCCCCGGGGCCGGCCGGGCCGGAGGUCCUGUAAUCUGGGCGCAGAUGGCCCUUCUUCUCCUGCCGGGCUGGGCAGAGACCACUGGUGGCCAGGCUCGGGAGUGCUCAGGGACAUCUCAGGAAUUGGGAGCACACCUGGCGAGGCCGCGGUGGCCUUGCUUCUCCCCUUCUCUUCCUGGGGGUUUUUUUUUUUUUGGUGACUUGAACUA